Messenger RNA from Lactuca sativa (garden lettuce), 3273 nucleotides. NCBI's taxonomy places the organism in Eukaryota, Viridiplantae, Streptophyta, Magnoliopsida, Asterales, Asteraceae. The record is from RefSeq and is a predicted model, not a curated record.
AUGGAUUUUGAUGAUCCGGAGUUCCUACAAAAUCUUCGUGAAGCAUUAAGAAACAUCCAAGAAGGUGGAAAUCGAAGGAAACCCCGACGUGGUGAACAUAGGGUUGUGGAAGAAUUCAAGGUGUCUGAAUUGCCUGAAUUUGUUGGUGGAACUGAUCCUGAACGCUACUUGGAGUGGGAAAGGAAGAUUGAAAGAAUGUUCGAGUUCAAAGAAGUGGAUGAUGAACAAAGCUGCAAGUAUGCCAUUCUCAAGCUAAGUGGUGGUGCUUCAUUGUUGUUUGAAGGGCUUAAGGCCAAGAGAACCCGUGAAGGCAAAGAAAAAAUUUGUUCUUGGCUUUCUCUAAAACGAAAGCUAAGAAAGAGAUAUGUUCCUUCUACUCAUAGAAUUUCCACUUACAAGAAGAUUGCUGAUUUGAGGCAAGGAAAAAUGAGUGUUGGAGAAUACAUUGAUGAAUUUGAGAAGUUGUCCUUGAUGGGGGAUAUUGAAGAAAUUGAAGAACAAAAAAUGACUCGUUUUCUAAAAGGGUUGAACUACAACAUUGCCAAUGUUGUGGAGUUGUAUCCUUAUGCUGAUUUUGGAACUCUUUGUGGUUUGUGUUUGAAGUUGGAGGGGCAACCCAAAGCACGUUAUGGUGGGAGUUCAAGUUCAAGUCUCGAAAAUCCCAAGUCAAAGUCGUGGUCCAAGCCCGAGUCUAGCAAUAGACAAAAUUCUGUUUCUACUCCUUCUGGUUCUAGUAGUGUUCCGGUUGCUCCCAAACUUACUAGUGGUACCAAAGAAACUAGUUUGGCGAAAAUUAGAUGUUUCAAGUGUCAAGGUUUUGGUCAUUACCAAAAUGCUUGUCCAAACAAAAGGGUGGUGACUUUAAGGGAGGCCAUUGAAUGUCGUGAAGAGUUGGAGGAAGAAGAGAGGUUGGCGGGUAUUUUUUAUGAUACACAACAAGAAGAGGAAGAAGAGGAGGAAGUAGAGUAUGAAGCACCGGUGUAUGAUACAGUUUUGGUGCUUAGAACCCUUAAAACUCAAGGGGUUCAAACCGUGGUUGAUAUGGAUCAACGAGACCAAUUGUUUCACACCAGAUGUUUGGUUAGUGACAAGUGGUGUAGUUUGAUUAUUGAUGGUGGAAGUUGUACUAAUGUUGCUUCUAAUGAAAUGGUGACCAAAUUGGGUUUGUCUACUACAAACCACCCAAAACCAUAUGUUCUUCAUUGGUUGGAUGAUGGAAGCAAAAUAAAGGUGACAAAACAGGUUAGAGUUGGUCUAACUAUGGGGUCUUAUGAAGAUGAAGUGUUGUGUGAUGUUAUUCCUAUGGAUGCAUGUCAUAUUUUGUUGGGGCGUGCUUGGCAAUUUGAUAGGGACAUGUUACAUAGAGGGAGGAGCAAUGAAUAUGAGUUGAAACACAAUAAUAAAAAAAUUGUGUUAAAACCCAUGUCCCCAACGAUCAUAAGGUCCAUGAAUUCUAAACAAGUAAAAAAGCCUAAUCUUUCUAUGUUUGCUAGUGAAAGGGAGGUGGAGCAAGUUCUUGACAAAGGUGAUGUUAUGCUUGUGGCCAAAGAGCAUGCAAAGGUGGAGAAGAUGGUGCAUGGAGAAAACGCUAUUGCUGAUUUGCUUUUGGAGUUUCAAGAUGUGUUUCCAAGCGAAUUACCACCGGGUUUGCCUCCAAUCCGUGGUAUCGAACACCAAAUUGACCUUAUUCUGGGUGCUCCUUUGCCUAAUAAAGCUGCCUAUAGAUGUAAUCCGGAGGUCACAAAAGAGUUGCAAAAACAAAUUGAUGAACUCAUGAAAAUGGGUUAUGUUCGUGAAAGCCUAAGUCCUUGUGCUGUUCCAGUUUUGUUGGUUCCAAAAAAAGAUGGUUCUUGGAGGAUGUGUGUUGAUAGUAGGGCUGUUAAUAACAUCACCAUAAAAUACCGAUUUCCUAUUCCUAGAGUUGAUGAUUUGUUGGAUGAGUUGCAUGGUUCUAUUGUGUUCUCAAAAAUUGAUUUGAGAAGUGGUUACCAUCAAAUCCGUAUGCGUGAAGGGGAUGAAUGGAAAACAGCCUUUAAAACUAAACAUGGCUUGUUUGUGGUUGUGUACCUUGAUGAUAUCUUGGUUUUCGAGACGCUUAGAGCUCAAAAACUCUAUGGGAAGCAAGAAAAAUGUUCGUUUUUGGUGGAAGAAGUGGCAUUUUUGGGUUUUGUGGUGUCAAGAAAUGGCGUGUCUGUGGACCCAUCCAAAACUGAAGCAAUCAAGUCAUGGCCUAUUCCUACUAAUAUUUUUGAAGUUAGAUCAUUUCAUGGUCUUGCUUCUUUCUAUAGAAGAUUUGUUCGUGAUUUUAGCACCAUUGCAAGUCCCAUAACAGGUUGUUUGAAGAAAGGAGUCUUUGCAUGGGGAGAAGAAGCUCAAAAGGCGUUUGAGAAACUCAAGGCAUUGUUGUGUGAUGCUCCUAUUUUGGCUCUUCUUGAUUUUUCUCAACCAUUUGAAGUGGAGUGUGAUGCAAGUGGAGUUGGUAUUGGGGCUGCUUUGAUCCAAUCCAAACGUCCUAUUGCUUAUUUUUCUGAAAAGUUGGGUGGUGCUCGUUUGAAUUAUUGCACUUAUGAUAAGGAGUUUUAUGCUAUUGUCCGUGCUUUAGAUCAUUGGAGUCAUUAUUUGCGUGCAAAUCAUUUUAUUUUGCAUUCUGAUCAUGAAUCCUUAAAGUACAUCAAUGGGCAACAAAAGUUGAGCACAAGACAUGCAAAGUGGGUGGAGUUCUUGCAAUCCUUUCAUUUCUCAUGCAAAUACAAGGAUGGAAAAAGCAAUGUGGUGGCUGAUGCACUCUCGAGGCGUUACUCAUUGUUGGUGACUUUGGAUGUUCGUUUCUUGGGAUUUGAAACUCUAAAGGACCAUUAUCAAUCUGAUAUGGACUUUGGAGAUAUGUUUUUGAAAUGUGCAGGUGGUCCUAAUGGUGAAUUUGUGAUUCAAGAUGGCUUUCUAUUCAAAGGCAAUCGCCUUUGUGUCCUAAAACAUGCAAUACGGGAGUUGUUGAUUCGUGAAGCUCAUGGCGGUGGUUUGGCUGGUCAUUUUGGCAUUACCAAAACUUUGCAGAACAUUCACGAGGUCAAUCCAGCAUCUUCUUCUUUCUAUCAGCUCUUGUAUCCACCCUUUGUUGAUCCAUCUUAUAUCCUUUAUCAUCACAAUAUAACUCCUCAAAAUGAACCUCCUGCUAUACGCAAUCCCAAAUUCAACAAGCUUGACAAUCAGCAGCGAUAUGAUCAUCCUGCAGUCAAAAAACAAGAAACAGAGGGAACACCAAUACCAUCAUAA